Molecule: messenger RNA, 720 nt
Organism: Amorphotheca resinae ATCC 22711
Lineage: Eukaryota; Fungi; Ascomycota; Leotiomycetes; Helotiales; Amorphothecaceae
Exons: 1
Coding region: 1-720 (239 amino acids)
Biological process (GO): pyrimidine nucleotide biosynthetic process; pyrimidine ribonucleoside biosynthetic process; 'de novo' pyrimidine nucleobase biosynthetic process
Cellular component (GO): cytoplasm
Molecular function (GO): orotate phosphoribosyltransferase activity
Source: RefSeq, a predicted model, not a curated record
AUGGGCUCGUCUUCGUCUCCCGAGAUCCCCCCCUACAAGGCUGAUUUCCUCAAGGCCGCGAUCGAUGGCGGGGUCCUCAAAUUUGGCAGCUUCGAGCUGAAGUCCAAGCGCAUAUCACCUUACUUCUUCAACGCCGGGGAUUUCUACCGUGCAGAUCUGCUGCGCGCCAUUUCGACUGCCUACGCGAAAACAAUCCUCGAGACAGAAUCCUCUUCCGCCCCUCUGGAGUUCGAUAUCUUAUUUGGACCGGCAUACAAGGGAAUCGUGUUAGCAUCCGGGACUGCAGACAAGUUGGCAGAACUGGCUCCGCAGAAGUACGGAAAGAUCUGCUAUUCUUUUGAUAGGAAGGAGGCGAAAGACCAUGGGGAAGGGGGUAAUAUUGUGGGAGCUCCGUUGAAGGGCAAGAGGAUCUUGAUUGUGGAUGACGUUGUCACCGCUGGGACCGCGAAGAGGGAAGCAAUUGACAAAAUCCGAAAGGAGGGGGGCAUUGUGGUGGGUAUCCUGGUAGCGUUGGAUCGUAUGGAGAAACUGCCGUCACCAGAUGGGGAUGAUACUAAGCCUAUGCCGAGUGCUAUUGGCGAAAUCAGGAAGGAGUAUGGUAUUCCCGUAUUAUCAAUCUUGACACUGGACGACAUUAUUGGGGGUCUGAAAGGAAGGGGAUCAGAAGAGGAUAUCAAGCGAUUGGAAGAGUACAGAGCGAAGUACAAGGCGAGUGAUUAG